Messenger RNA from Spizellomyces punctatus DAOM BR117, 952 nucleotides. RefSeq names its product dolichyl-phosphate beta-D-mannosyltransferase. Gene Ontology annotation, cellular component: endoplasmic reticulum membrane. Gene Ontology annotation, molecular function: dolichyl-phosphate beta-D-mannosyltransferase activity. The record is from RefSeq and is a predicted model, not a curated record. Gene Ontology annotation, biological process: GPI anchor biosynthetic process; protein O-linked glycosylation via mannose. The coding region runs from base 62 to 781 and encodes 239 amino acids. The transcript has 7 exons. Lineage: Eukaryota; Fungi; Chytridiomycota; Chytridiomycetes; Spizellomycetales; Spizellomycetaceae.
AGCAACCUUCUCGCCCAAACACUUCAUUAUUGCCUCAUUAUUUCCCUACUUUUCACCCACCAUGCACAGCCCAAAGUAUUCUGUACUUCUUCCUACGUACAACGAGCGCCAGAACCUCCCUAUAAUAACAUGGCUCUUGGUGAAAGCGUUCACUGACGCACAGCUGAAAUACGAGAUCAUUGUUAUCGAUGACGCGUCUCCAGAUGGUACUUUGGAAGUGGCCAAACAGUUGCAGAAAGUUUAUGGGGAGGACCAUAUUGUUCUGCGGCCGCGAGCGGGAAAAUUGGGAUUGGGUACCGCAUACGUGCAUGGUAUACAACAUUCGACUGGCGAUUACAUUUUUAUUAUGGAUGCGGAUAUGUCACAUCACCCCAAAUUCAUUCCGGAAUUUGUGAGGUUACAAGCAAAGUACAAUUACGAUGUUGUCACAGGAACAAGAUACCGUAGCGGAGGAGGAGUACAUGGAUGGGACCUCCGUCGGAAACUGACAUCGAGGGUGGCCAACUAUCUGGCUGACGUGCUACUCAAUCCCGGGGUCAGUGAUUUGACGGGCAGUUUUCGACUCUAUAAAACGGAUGUUUUGAAAAACCUCAUUUCAGUGACCAAAUCGAAGGGUUACGUCUUUCAGAUGGAGAUGAUGGUCCGCGCACGUCAGUUCCAUUACUCCAUCGGUGAGGUGCCAAUCACUUUUGUCGAUCGGGUGUACGGAGAGUCGAAACUAGGCGCAGAUGAGAUAGUACAGUAUCUCAAGGGACUGUGGGCCCUCUUUACCGAUGUUUGAAAAGUAUUGCUGCCGAAUUACCGACAUAGGAGCGUUGCCAUGAGAGUUUGGUGCACAGAUUACACAAUGAUCGGUAUUUACAAGAGGGAGAUCAAAACAGUACAUAUAUGUACAGCUAUAUAUACAUAGACAAAUAGCAAUUCACAGACGUUUUGUCCGUUGCUUCAUCCA